ACCGUAAUAAGUCACGUGGGCUGGUGUUGCAAAAAAGUACAGCACAACAAGCUGUAGUACAUUGGGCCUUAAUUUGGAAAGCUGUAUGAGACGUUGAUGGAGAGGCAUGGCCCGCAUAUCUCUACCCUCUUUGGACUCCUCCCUUCCAGGGAUACCCCAGAGUGUCCUGGCUGUUUCCAUGGAAGCUAAGUACCAAUGCCAGCAGUGUCACCAGGUCCUGAGGAAGCCAGUCCAGGCUCAGUGUGGACAUCGUUUCUGUGUCCAUUGUUUCAAACUGCUCACCAGCUCCGGCCCAAAGCCCUGUGAAGCCUGUCGACAGGAGGAGAUAUAUGAGGAGCCACAGUCCAUUCUCAAUAGUAAUGAGGCUUUUCCAGACAAUGCAGCUGGUAGAGAAAUCGCCAGCCUACCUGCCAAAUGUAUCAGUGAGGGAUGCUCUUGGACUGGUUGCAUAAAAGAAUAUGAGGCACAACACGAGGGCAAGUGUGAGUAUGAGCGAGUACCAUGUGAAACCUGCCAGGUCCUUAUCCUGCGCAGUGAAAAAGAGAGGCAUAAUGAGAGAGAAUGUGAAGCAAGGACAUUGAACUGCAAGUACUGCAAAGUCUCCUUCAACUUCAAGGAAAUCAAGGCUCAUGAUGAAAUCUGCCAGAAGUUUCCCAUGCAGUGCAAGGACUGUGGAAAGAAAAAGAUCCCACGGGAAAAGUUUCUAGAUCACAGCAGAUCCUGUGCCAAGUCUAAGACUGCAUGUCCGUUCAGUGAGAUCGGCUGCAAGGUUGUGAUUGAUAAUGGGAAGCACAGUGACCACGAGCAGACUAGUGUCAUGGAGCACAUGCGUCUGAUCCUGGCGAUGAUGUCUCUGGUGCGGCUUCAGCGUCCAGAGGCCCCAGGGCUGGGGGAGUGGCAGGAGGACUCUGGGCUGGGCCUGUACCGCGCUCCCGAGGAUGGAGCCACAGCUACUGCAGCCACAGAUGGGGGAGGAGCUGCUGCCUCUGGACAGACCUUUGGUCUUGACCACAAGGUGAGAGCACUGGAGAAUAUAGUGUGUGUAUUGAACAGGGAAGUGGAGAGGAGUUCUCUCACUUUAGAGGCCUUCUCACGGCAACAUCGUCUAGACCAAGACAAGAUUGAGAACCUCGGCAACAAGGUACGUCAACUAGAGCGUACUCUCACCAUGCGGGACCUACAACUGGCUGAGACAGACCAGACUCUGAGAGAACUCCAGUUUUGCACCUUUGAUGGUGUCUUUGUCUGGAAGAUCGCCGACUUCUCACGGCGCCGCCAGGACGCUGUGGCCGGGCGAACACCCGCUAUGUUCUCACCAGCAUUCUACUCAAGUAAAUAUGGCUAUAAGAUGUGUCUGAGACUGUAUCUGAAUGGGGACGGAACGGGUCGAGGGACUCACCUUUCUCUUUUCUUCGUGGUGAUGAGGGGCAAGUGUGACGCUCUGCUCAAAUGGCCCUUCAGUCAGAAGGUGACACUGAUGCUGCUGGAUCAGAAUAACAGGGAGCAUAUCAUUGAUGCCUUCCGACCUGAUUGUGCACACUCCAAAGGAACGCAUUCCCCUCUAAAGAGCCCCAGAAGCGAACCAAACUGGGACCAUCUCAAGAUGUGGUCUGAGUUCGGUGCACUUGAAUUCCUCGGUCCGGUUCCCUUUUUUAGGGCAAUGUGAACACAAAGCCACUCCGGUUCGCUUGUCAUUAUUCCCGCACCAGACACUAGAAUACUGCAACACCGUUUCCUCUGCCAUAACCCAAGGAAUUAAAUCAUCAAAAUGUAUUGAUCACAUCUUUACUAAUGCUGCAGAUAUUUGCUUUAAAGCAGUAUCCAAAUCCAUCGGAUGUAGUGAUCACAAUAUUAAUAGCCAUAUUUAGGAAAACCAAAGCUCCAAAGGCUGGGCCUAACAAGACAUUUUGUAAUGAUUCAUAUGUUGAUGAUGUAAAUAAUAUUUGCUGGUCUGUGGUGUGUAAUGAGGAACAACCAGACGCUGUACUUGACGCAUUUCUGAAAAUACUUAUUCCAGUUACUAAUAAGCACCCAUUCAGAAAAUGACUGUAAAAACUGUUAAAUUGCCUUGGAUUGAUGAGGAAUUGAAAAAUUGUAUGGUUGAGAGGGACGAGGCAAAAGGUAUGGCAAAUAAGUAUGGCAGCCCAACUGAUUGGCAAACAUACUGCAAAUUUAAGAAAUCAUGUGACUAAACUAAAUAAAAAGAAACUACACUAUGAAACAAAUAAAUUAUAUAAAGCAAGAUAGUAAAAAGUAUUGGGGCACCUUAAAUUAGAUUUUGGGUAGAAAAGCCAUCUUAGCUCCUUCAUUCAUUGAAUUAGAUGGCUCAUUCAUCACAAAGCCCACUGAUAUUGCAAACUACUUUAAUGACUUUUUCAUUGGCAAGAUAAGCAAACUUAGGGAAGACAUGCCAACAACAAACGCUGACACUACACAUCCAAGUCUAUCGGACCAAAUUAUGAAAGAAAAUAAUUGUACUUCUGAAUUCUGUAAAGUCAGUGUGGAAGAGGUGAAAAAAUGGUUGUCUAUCAACAAUGACAAGCCACCGGGGUCUGACAACCUGGAUGGAACAUUACUGAGGGUAUUAGUGGACAAUAUUGCCACUCCUAUUUGCCACAUUUUCCAUUUAAGCCUACUACCGAGCGUGUGCCCUCAGGCCUGGUUGGGAAACCAAAGUCAUUCCGCUACCCAAGAAUAGUAAAUCCAAUCGAAGUUUAUUUGUCACGUGCGCCGAAUACAACAUGUGUAGACCUUACAGUGAAAUGCUUACUUACAGGUCCUAACCAACAGUGCAAUUUGUGAGUAAAACAUAGGUAUUAGGUGAACAAUAGAAAUAAAAAAACAACAGUAAAAAGACUGAAAAAUAACAGCGGUGAGGCUAUAUACAGUAGUGAGGCUAUAUACAGGCACCGGUUAGUUGGGCUAAUUGAGGUAGUAUGUACAUGUAGGUAUGGUUAAAGUGGCUAUGCAUAUAUGAUAAACGGAGAGUAGCAGUUGCGUAAAAGGGGGGGUGGUGGGGAGGACACAAUGCAAAUAGUCCGGGUAACCAUUUGAUUACCCGUUCAGGAGUCUUAUGGCUUAGGGGUAAAAACUGUUGAGAAGCCUAUUGGACCUAGACUUGGCGCUCCGGUACCGCUUGUCAUGCGGUAGUAGAGAGAACAGUCUAUGACUGGGGUGGCUGGGGUCUUUCACAAUUUUUAGGGCCUUCCUCUGACACCGCCUGGUGUAGAGGUCCUAGGUGGCAGACAGCUUAGCCCCAGUGAUGUACUGGGCCGUAUAGAGUACCCUCUGUAGUGCCUUGUGGUUGGAGGCCGAGCAGUUGCUGUAGCAGGCAGUGAUGCAACCAGUCAGGAUGCUCUCGAUGUUGCAGCUGUAGAACCUUUUGAAGAUCUGAGAACCCAUGCCAAAUAUUUUAGUUUCCUGAGGGGGAAUAGGCUUUGUCGUGCCCUCUUCACGAAAGCCCCCUUUACUGGCUCAAAUAGCCGACCAAUCAGCCUGUUACCAACCCUUAGUAAGCUUCUGGAAAAAAUUGUGUUUGACCAGAUACAAUGCUAUUUCACAGUAAACAAAUUGACAACAGAAUUUCAGCAUGCUUAUAGGGAAGGACACUCAACAUGCACAGCACUUUCAGAGUGGGUGGCAAGGAAUAAGUUAGCCCUAAAUAUUUCUAAAACUAAAAGCAUUGUAUUUGGAACAAAACACUCACUUAACCAGGCAGCACGGCUGGCCCUUGGAUGUACACAGAGAGCUAAUAUUAAUAAUAUGCAUGUAAAUCUCUCCUGGCUGAAAGUGGAGGAGAGAUUGACUUCAUCACUACUUUUCUUUUUAUUGAGAGGUAUUGACAUGUUGAAUGCACCGAGCUGUCUGUCUAAACUACUGGCACACAGCUCGGACACCCAUGCAUACCCCACAAGACAUGCCACCAGAGGUCUCUUCACAGUCCCCAAGUCCAGAACAGACUAUGGGAGGCACAUGGUACUACAUAGAGCCAUGACUACAUGGAACUCUAUUCCACAUCAAGUAACUGACGCAAGCACUAAAAUUUGAUUUUAAAAAAGCAGAUAAAAAUACACCUUAUGGAACAGCAGGGACUGUGAAGCAACACAAACAUAGACACAUACACAAUAACACACGCACUGUACGUACACAUGGAUUUAGUACUGUAGAUAUGUGGACGUGGUGUAUUAGGGGCCUGAGGGCACACAGUGUGUUGUGAAAUCUGUGAAUGUAUUGUAAUGUUUUUAAAAUUGUAUAAACUGCCUUAAUUUAGCUGGACCCCAGGAAGAGUAAUUGGGAUCCAUAAUAAAUACAAAUAACCCCUCACAUUGGAACCACACGAGGGAAGAUGAUGAUGUGCAGGCUCUCAGAAAAAAUCUUGCUGUUUUGGGAUAUUGAUUAGCGAUUGUCAAGGAAGCACAGAAAUUCCAAAAUAUGUGUGGAGAUUUUAGUUCAGAUUAUUUAUUUGCAAUAUGUGAUCUAUAAAGAGAGCUACAUAAGCUGUUUUAUUCACUUGUGGGGUUUGAAAAGUGUGAGAAGACAACAACAUAUUUGAUGAGAAUCACAACAUCAGGUACAAAAUCAAUUCUAGCUCUUAAAGGGACAGUAGCCCAUGGGUGUACAACUUUCAAUUUAAUCUGCAGUUAUUCUUUUGCUAUGUAUUCUGUUACUAUUAACAUGUAAAUAUUAUUGUUAUCUUCUGAUGGCAUUUAGUUAAAAGAUGAGACAAUUGUAAUCUAUUAGCUUCCAAAAUGUUGUUUUUCAAGGUAACAACACUGCCAUCACGCACAGAUGCGCGCGACUCUUGGCGGCAGUAAGAAAGCCAUCGCCAUCUGCACCCAUUCAACAUAGCCUUGAUUUAUUACUUCUAAACAAAGUCACUUUUUGUGGUUCUUAUACGCUUCCAAUGAUUCUUUUAAAUUCUUGCUUGAACAGUCGAUAAGGUUAUAUUUGGUUAUGAUCUUUGCAAAAUAACUAUUUUGGAUGCAGCGGUUGUUAGCUAGAAUGCUAAAGCUCAUUGAUAUAGGCUGUAGCAAAAGCUUGCCAAAGAGCCGUUUUACUGGUUGAAGUUUUUUUUUUUAAGUAUAAUGUACACUCAGCAAAAAAAGAAAUGUCCCUUUUUCAGGACCCUGUCUUUCAAAGAUAAUUCGUAAAAAUCCAAGUUUAUACACUGUUUCCCAUGCUUGUUCAAUGAACCAUAAACAAUUAAUGAACAUGCACCUGUGGAACGGUCAUUAAGACACUGACAGAUUACAGACGGUAGGCAAUUGAGGUCACAGUUAUGAAAACUUAGGACACUAAAGAGGCCUUUCUACUGACUCUGAAAAACACCAAAAGAAAAAUGCCCAGGGUCCCUGCUCAUCUGCGUGAACGUGCCUUAGGCAUGCUGCAAGGAGGCAUGAGGACUGCAGAUGUGGCCAGGGCAAUAAAUUGCAAUGUGUAACAACACCUGCACAGGAUCAGUACAUCCGAACAUCACACCUGCGGGACAGGUACAGGAUGGCAACAACAACUGCCCGAGUUACACCAGGAAUGCACAAUCCCUCCAUCAGUGCUCAGACUGUCCGCAAUAGUCUGAGAGAGGCUGGACUGAGGGCUUGUAGGCCUGUUGUAAGGCAGGUCCUCACCAGACAUCACCGGCAACAACACCGCCUAUGUGCACACACCCACUGUCGCUGGACCAGACAGGACUGGCAAAAAGUGCUCUUCACUGACGAGUCGCGGUUUUGUCUCACCAGGGGUGAUGGUCGGAUUCGCGUUUAUCAUCGAAGGAAUGAGCGUUACACCGAGGCCUGUACUCUGGAGCGGGAUCGAUUUGGAGGUGGAGUGUCCAUCAUCGUCUGGGGGGCGGUGUGUCACAGCAUCAUCGGACUGAGCUUGUCAUUGCAGGUAAUCUCAACGCUGUGCGUUACAGGGAAGACAUCCUCCUCAUGUGGUAUCCUUCCUGCAGGCUCAUCCUGACAUGACCCUCCAGCAUGACAAUGUCAGCAGCCAUACUGCUCGUUUUGUCCGUGAUUUUCUGCAAGACAGGAAUGUCAGUGUUCAGCCAUGGCCAGCGAAGAACCUGGAUCUCAAUCCCAUUGAGCACGUCUGGGACCUGUUGGAUCGGAGGGUGAGGGAACUUGCAGGUGCCUUGGUGGGGUAACAUCUCACAGCAAGAACGGGCAAAUCUGGUGCAGUCCAUGAGGAGAUGCACUGCAGUACUUAAUGCAGCUGGUGGCCACAUCAUAUACUGACUGUUACUUUUGACCCCACCCCCCCUUUGUUCAGGGACACAUUAUUCCAUUUCUGUUUGUCACAUCUGUGGGACUUGUUCAGUUUGUCUCAGUUGUUGAAUCUUCUUAUGUUCAUACAAAUAUUUACACGUUAAGUUUGCUGAAAAUAAACGCAGUUGACAGUGAGAGGAUGUUUCUUUUUUUUUGCUGAGUAGUUGAUUUGCGAUAUGGAGCAAUAUUUGUAAACACAGGAAGGGGUAUACUGUAGCUGUCCAAUAACAUGUUCUGGUGGAAUGACUUGUCCUGCACUUAGUAAAAACCCAGAGUGCAUUGAGUGAAUGUUGGAAAAAGAUGUUGGUCCCUUAACAUAGCAAUAUGAAUGCAAAGAGGACUCAGAGCACAAAAUAGAUGAAGUGACCUGGUAAGAGUUUAAAGUCAAGGGGAGUGUGAAUAUGAAAAGAACAGAGUUCUUUAGCUUUUCUUUUUACCCCUGAGUUCGGUUCAUUUUUUAACCUUUAUUUAACAAAUUCUUAACAAUGACGGCCUACCAGGAACAGUGGGCUAAUUGCCCUUUGUUGAGGUGCAUAAUGACAUAUUUUUACCUUUUCAGCUCGGGUUUUGAUCUAGCAACUUUUUGGUUACUGGCCCAAUGCUCUAACCACUAGGCUACCUGCUGCCCCAUUUAAAGAGGACUAUAUGUGAAGAUACCCUUAAUCUCUUCUUAUGCACUCUGGACAUGCGUUGUUAGUACGCAACUCACUUAAGACCGUUGUAGUGGAAGAGUGAGAGAAGGUGAUAUACUUGCGACGUGCACUGAGAUCCAGCAUGAUGACUCAAUAUAGCCACUAUAUGUAUCUCUUAAUAACUGCAUAAUGGUGCAAGUUAGACAUACUCAUUAUAGUCAUACUGAGAUGUGAUGUAAGGCUCACUAGAUUGCUCCAGAGAUGUACAGGGCCUGUUGCAUGUAUUUACAUAUUGGAGUCAGAUUGAGACAUUUAGUUUAUUAUAUUCUACAUAAUGGUUGGAUAAUUUCCACACAUCUACAGAAUGAUGACCCCCUCAUUCUCAGUGAUGGGGAAUUCUACCAACACAGAUGCCAUUAUACAAGUAAUAGCCUACCUCCCAGUACACGUGACUGAAAAAACAAAUUUAAGGUGUCUUUGGUACAUACUUUGUCUAACCUAUACUCAAAUUAAACAAAUUCUAGUAAUCA
Oncorhynchus nerka (sockeye salmon) is the source of this 7425-nucleotide messenger RNA. Its product is annotated as TNF receptor-associated factor 2-like. Gene Ontology annotation, molecular function: ubiquitin-protein transferase activity; zinc ion binding; tumor necrosis factor receptor binding. Bases 107 to 1666 code for a protein of 519 amino acids. Gene Ontology annotation, cellular component: cytoplasmic side of plasma membrane. The transcript is spliced from 12 exons. Lineage: Eukaryota; Metazoa; Chordata; Actinopteri; Salmoniformes; Salmonidae. The record is from RefSeq and is a predicted model, not a curated record. Gene Ontology annotation, biological process: regulation of apoptotic process; tumor necrosis factor-mediated signaling pathway; activation of NF-kappaB-inducing kinase activity.